This is a messenger RNA of Rhodofomes roseus, 2916 nucleotides long. RefSeq names its product DNA ligase 4. Lineage: Eukaryota; Fungi; Basidiomycota; Agaricomycetes; Polyporales; Fomitopsidaceae. The record is from RefSeq and is a predicted model, not a curated record. Gene Ontology annotation, biological process: nucleotide-excision repair, DNA gap filling; DNA recombination; double-strand break repair via nonhomologous end joining. Gene Ontology annotation, molecular function: DNA binding; DNA ligase (ATP) activity; ATP binding. The coding region runs from base 1 to 2916 and encodes 971 amino acids. The transcript has 26 exons. Gene Ontology annotation, cellular component: DNA ligase IV complex.
AUGCUACCAACGCCUGCGCCAUCCUCUCCUCCAUCCUCUCCCAAACUCGAAGCAGUAACAGCGGAGGACCAUGAACUUGUGUACCCUGCUCCCCCGAAGUGCCGCGGCAGCGCCCCCUUCCAUGUCCUCGCCGCUUUGUUCGACAAGCUCCAGAACGAGCGCAAGCCUGAGAAGCGGAGAAAGCUGUUAGACUCGUGGUUCAACCACUGGAGAGAAGAAAAGGGAUACGACCUGUUUCCUGUGCUUCGGCUCAUCUUGCCUCAGAAAGACCGUGAGCGUGCUGUAUAUGGUCUGAAAGAGAAGAACCUCGCGAAGACGUACAUCAAGCUAAUCCCACUCGGCAUGAGAGACCCGGACGCCAUCCGACUGCUGAACUGGAAGAAGCCUACUGAGCGAGACAAAUCCUCGGGCGACUUCCCCACCGUACUCUAUGAGGUCGUCAGCAAGCGGUCCUCGGUGAUCGAGGGCUCGCUCACCGUCGAUGAACUGAACGACGUUCUAGACGAACUGGCGAAGAACAUGGGAAAAUCAGAAUUGCAGUCCAAAACUCUACAACGAGUCUACAACCGCAGCACCCCUGAAGAACAGCGAUGGAUCGUCCGCAUCAUUUUGAAAGAUAUGCAAAUCUCCGUCAAAGAGACCACCGUCUUCGCCGUCUUCCACCCCGACGCGCACGACCUCUUCAACACCUGCUCCGACCUCAAGAAGAUCGCCUGGGAGCUCUGGGACCCCGCCCGGCGGCUCAACGACGAGGACAAAGCGGCACAGCUCUUCCGCGCGUUCGCACCGAUGCUGUGCAAGCGCCCGACGCGCCGGAUCGAGGAGAGCGUGAAGGACAUGCAGGGCCAGACAUUCGUCAUGGAGGAGAAGCUGGAUGGAGAGCGGAUGCAGCUGCAUAAACGCGGGAAUGAGUACUUCUACUGCUCUAGGAAAGGAAAGGACUACACUUACUUGUAUGGGAAGCAUGUCGGUACGGGCAGCUUGACGCCUUUCAUCCAUGGCGCAUUUGACUCUCGAGUGGACGAGAUCAUUCUCGACGGAGAGAUGCUCGUAUGGGAUCCCGUCUCUGAGCGCAACCUUCCAUUCGGAACCUUGAAGACGGCCGCACUCGUCAAGGUCUUCGACCUCCUCUACCUCAACGGCCUCUCGCUCCUGCACAAGUCGCUCAAGUUCCGGAAACGCAACCUCCGCUCGUGCCUGCACGAGGUGCCCGGGCGCAUCGAGUUCGUGCAGGAGUCGGAGGGGAAGACGGCGAAGGACGUGCGCGCGCGGAUGGACCAGAUCAUGGCGAACCGCGGCGAGGGCCUCGUCAUGAAGCACCCGGACUCGGAGUAUGUGUUGAAUGGGCGGAAUCGGGAUUGGAUCAAGGUUAAGCCAGAGUAUAUGGACAACAUGGGCGAAACGGUUGACGUCCUCGUCGUGGCCGGGAACUACGGUACCGGGAGACGCUCUGGCGGCGUGUCUACCCUCAUCUGCGCUGUCCUCGACGAUCGGAGACCCUCCGACGAUGACGAGCCCAAGUACAGCACGUUCGUCCGGAUCGGCACCGGGCUCUCCUACGCAGACUAUAUCUGGGUCCGCCAGAAGCCAUGGAAAGAUUGGGAUCCCAAGAACCCGCCGAGCUUCCUGCAGGUUGCGAAGAAGGGUACGGAGGACAAGGGCGACAUUUACUUGGAGCCCGAGGAUUCUUUCAUCGUCAAAGUGAAAGCAGCGGAGAUCACCACUACGGAUCUGUACCAUAUGGGCUUGACGAUGCGCUUCCCGCGAGCGCUGCAGAUUCGGGAUGACCUGGAUACCAGCGACUGCAUGGCGGCUACAACUGUCUUGGAAAGCCUACGCUCCGAGAGGAAGCGCAAGAUGGACCCCUCCGACGAGUACGUCACCGUUAUGCCGGAAUACCGGGGAAUCAGCCUCAAGAAUGUCGAGGUCGAGAGCGAGCUCUUCGAAGGCAUGAAGUUCAUGGUGGCAUCUGAUCCCAAGUCUAGGACUGGCGAGAAGGACAAGAGUGAGCUUAUGAAGUUAAUCUACGCGAACGGCGGUAGCUGCGCGCAGGUUGCCAGAGAUGACUCAAAACUGCUGGUAGUCUAUGGGGGCACAAGUACCCCGUACGACAUCAAGCUCAUCAUGGACAAAGGGGUCUGCGACAUAAUCAGACCGCAGUGGAUCAUGGAUUGCAUUGCAAGAGGGGAACUGGUACCGCUCACAAAGAAGUACUUCUUCCACGCCACAGCCCGCCGACGCAACGACGAAGACUACGACAUGGACGCAGAUACAGAAGAGGAAGAGGAGCCUGAACAGCCUACAACGAGCAGCACUACUCCUGCGACUCAGCCCAUCGAUGAAGACGAUGACAAGACCGAGUCUGAGGAAGAGGACCCCGAGUUGGCGGAUUGGUUCAACGUCAAGAAGGCGUCGAAGAGAUCGGAGGUCCAACGCCCAAUAUUGGACAGCGACACAGAGGCGGACUCAGAUAAUGAAGACGUCAAUCGCGAUGAAGACAUCCAUUCGGAUGAGGAUGACGGUGAUGAUUGGGUCGAUCCCGAACGAGACGAUCGGAUGGGCGAAGACGAUACUGCAAUGGAGUAUGACCAGGAGCUGAUAUUCAAGCAUCUGUGUUUCUACCUCGACACUCCUGACAACGCGCGAAAGCACGGAAUGGCUGUGAAGGCGAAGAACGAGGGCGACGUUAGCCGGAGCUUCGAACGAGUAGCGAAUGCUAUCAAAGAGAACGGCGGCAGAGUUGCAGAUCUCGAUGAUCCCAAACUCACACAUGUAGUCGUCGAUAAGCGGGAUGCCAGCCGUCGUCUCGAGCUCAUACAGCGCACAUCUAAGCCCAAACGCCGCCACCUUGUGAUAUCACAGUUCAUACAGGCUUGUCUGGAUGAAGCCACGCUGCUUGACGAGGAAGGUAAGUAG